AUUUUCUGUACAUGUUACGGACUCUUGUGGCCGGUGCGCGACGUUGUAUCCGCGCGAUGUCCGCUGUCACGAUGCAAAAGCCGGAGGUGGUGUUCAUCCUAGGCGGCCCGGGUGCUGGCAAGGGCACGCUCUGCCGCUACAUUGUCGAGCAUUACGGUUAUGUUCAUCUAUCGGCUGGUGAUCUGCUGCGCGAGGAACGUGCCAAACCCUGCUCAGAGUAUGGCGAGCUCAUCGAAACACAUAUCAGAAACGGUACGAUCGUCCCGGUGGAGAUCACCUGUAGCCUCAUCGAUCGCGCCAUGCAGACAUCCGAGAAUCCGCAUCACCGGUUUCUCAUCGACGGCUUUCCCAGGAAUCAGGAUAAUCUUGACGGUUGGACUAAGAUGAUGGCUGACAAAGUUAUCCUCAAGGGCGUAAUAUUCUGCGAGUGCAGUGAAGAAGUUUGUACUCAGCGUUGCCUGAAACGUGGUGCCAGUGGAAGCGGGCGCAGCGAUGACAAUGAGCAGUCUUUGGUCCUGCGUCAUCAAACUUACCUAAAAAAUACUUUACCGAUCAUAGAAAUGUAUGAGCAGCAAGGUUUAGUUUAUAAAGUUAAUUCUAUGAAAACACCGGAAGAGGUCUUUCAGGACGUUGCAGAAUUCUUUCCUAAGAUAGGAUGGCACCGAUGUUGGGCGAGGCUGAUUCUCCGAUGUGGGCCUCACGAAAGUUCGUUCACGUUACAUUUUUCGACUACAGUGUCGAGAAAGUCGAAUACUGGUCAAUGUCCUGACAAGCAAUCACACAUAUUACGUAGAGGGGACUACAUUUACAGCAGCCGGGGGCGAAUUUCUUCACGAAACGAUGCCGGUAGAAAUUCGGCGACUUGACGAGAAACUCCGACAACCG
Molecule: messenger RNA, 885 nt
Organism: Trachymyrmex cornetzi
Lineage: Eukaryota; Metazoa; Arthropoda; Insecta; Hymenoptera; Formicidae
Gene: Dak1
Product: cytidine/uridine monophosphate kinase Dak1
Exons: 3
Coding region: 12-866 (284 amino acids)
Biological process (GO): 'de novo' pyrimidine nucleobase biosynthetic process; pyrimidine nucleotide biosynthetic process
Molecular function (GO): ATP binding
Source: RefSeq, a predicted model, not a curated record